This is a messenger RNA of Dujonia railenensis, 1695 nucleotides long. NCBI's taxonomy places the organism in Eukaryota, Fungi, Ascomycota, Pichiomycetes, Serinales, Debaryomycetaceae. The record is from the annotation of a GenBank genome assembly.
AUGUCCAAAACAAGAUCACAACAAGUAAUCACAUUAGAAAACUUACUCCCACUCAAGAACAAUUCAUCGUCGAACAGUAAUUCAACAGGAAGUCCUAAAAAGUCAAUAAUUUGGAAAGACUUUGGUGUUUAUCUCGACAAAAAAAUUGAUUCACAUCUUAAUCGCGAUACGGAUCAAAUUUCAAGUAUCACAUACAACAGUUCACUAAACUCAUCUUACUUAUCACUGGUUAAUAAGUAUCGGAUCUGUAGUUCUUGUAGUAGACCCAUUGGUGUAGAUAGCUUAGAGACACAUUACAGUCGGUGUAUUGAAAUGAAACAGAAAAAGAAAGAUUUGGAAGCUGCUGCGGCUGCUUCUGGCACUUCCACCUCUGCUGCUGGCAGCCAAGGGAAACGUAAAAGAGGUAGAAAUGCGUUGUUAGACGUUGAUCAGUCGAGUGUAGAGUCUUCGAGAAACACAACUCCACUCCCUAGUACACCAGCACAGCCACAAACAGCUGCAAAUGCUGGUACUGUUGGCCCCGAUGGUGUUGUGAAGCCAAAGAAGAAGUACAAGAAAUCAAAAACUCAAAGAGAGAAGGAAGCAGCAAAUGCAGCCGCUGCUGCGGCAGCAGCAGCUCUAGCUGCUAAUAAUAAGUUGUCAUCCUCUAAGAAAGAUAGAGGCAGCGACGGCGGUAGCACAGGCGGCAAUAGUCAGUCUCAUUCGUCCAAUGUUGACGCUAACUAUGGGGCUUCUGGGCUAGAAUCCUCGUCUGGAACUUCGAAGAAAACAAAAGUGAAGUCACAGGCCAAAUUAAAGGGCCCAGUAGAUGUAGAGAAGCAGUGUGGUGUUCCCUUACCGUCUGGUGGAUUCUGUGCUCGUUCACUCACCUGUAAGACCCAUUCUAUGGGAGCAAAAAGAGCAGUGUUGGGUAGAUCUGCCCCAUAUGAUGUACUUCUUCAGCAGUACCAAAAGCGCAAUCAAGCCAAGUUGGCCGCAAACAACGCUUUAGCUGCGCAAAGACGUGAAAACGCUGCGUUUACCGGGGGAGUCCACGGACUCAACUCCAGAGGCGAAGGGUUUGAUCUGGAUGCCAUGUCGAAUCAAAUGGUCAAUAAAGUGUUGGAUCCAGACGAAGAGACUCACUUAGUGCUUGAAGGGUUGUCGAAAAAUAACCCUGCUCCACUUGAGCGUAAAGUUAUAAUGCCUGUCAGAAAUAGACACAGGUUUUUGUAUAUGAGGGAAGCAUACGCGAAUGCACUUAUAACCCUGGGUGGUUCUUCCGCCAGUGCUUCAGGUCUGGGUAACGACCAAACUUUAGCCAACCAAGCCAUAUCUGGUUCCAUUGGUGGGCUCCAGGGCCGUUGUACUUUGGUCAACGUAGAUCAAUCUCUUGGAUACGUGGCACCAGACCCAAAUGUACCAUAUUCUACACAAGCACUUGCUUCUAUAUCUGGUGAGCUUUAUCAAGUCAGAGCACCACUGAAGGCUAUCUUGUUAACUUCACAGCACAACACCAUGCAACAGCAAGCCUUCCAACAGCAAUUAAUGAAGCACCAACAACAGAUGCUACUUUUGAAGCAACGCCAGGCCCAACAACAACAACAACAGCAGCAACAACAAAAACAACAACAACAACAACAACAACAACAACAACAGCAGCAAGUGCAGCCACAACUACUGCAAUAUGCAAAUGCUCAGCUGGUCCAAAGGUAA